Messenger RNA from Monomorium pharaonis (pharaoh ant), 4452 nucleotides. RefSeq lists its product as uncharacterized. The transcript has 7 exons. The coding region runs from base 374 to 4372 and encodes 1332 amino acids. NCBI's taxonomy places the organism in Eukaryota, Metazoa, Arthropoda, Insecta, Hymenoptera, Formicidae. The record is from RefSeq and is a predicted model, not a curated record.
GAACUAAAAGCAAGAACCAAUCAUAUUAUGGCGUUUAACUGACGUUUUUAACUGGCUAAUCACAGUUAUUCCCUUCUUUAGAAGAAUGGCUGUGAUUGGCCUUAUAACGUCAUUAAUCGCUCCAAUAUGGAUUAACUACAUCGUAGGAGACCCGCGAAAAACACCACUGUUUACAGUUUACAUUACAUUCCCGCACGUCACGUAUUGUCACGUAUUUAAAAUCCUGGUGAAACGGCAUAAAACGGUUGAUGGUUACGUGAUAAGUAUUGAAAGCAAUUGAAAGUGGUUUGAAAUUACGUUGUGGCGCCCCAUAUUUUGUACAUCCGAUAAUACGUUAAAUUUUAGUCAAACUAAUGGUUUUACGUUCCAAAAAAUGGAUGAAAUGCAAGUAAAAAUUGAAAGAUGGACAAAAUUGAUACAAUCGGAGAAACUGCAAGAUGUGUUGGAGGAUAUUCAAAUGAGCAUCCAUGUGCGACCUAAUAGUAAACUAAAUGACAGUAUAUUUAAGUUACUAAUACAUCUAUGUCGCAUAACAGACAAAUACAACAAACCGAAUUACGAAACUGGAAAAAAUAUUGCUAAGUUAACCAAAUUGCUUUGCUCGUUAUUGAUUGAGGUGCCUAAUAACAGCAACUUUGUCAAAGCCUUAUUUAAAAUUGUUCGUUAUUUAAUUACUUCUAAUCUGCAUGAUAAUGCGGCAGAAAUUUGCUGUUACUUGCAACCUGGCGAUUUAUAUGAUCCUCAAGACGACACCAUGAAUCUUCUGAUAAAAGUAUUAUCCUUAUGGCGUGUCUCACUUAACAAUAUAUAUGUUGCCAUUACAAAUGAAUCUUUAAAUACAGAAAAUUAUAAUAAACUAAAAAGUGUCUUAAAGCACGAAAUGAAAAUGAUACAGAUAGCAUACAAAAGUUAUACAAAGCAUUUAAUAGCAGAAAUUAAUGUACAUUUAGAUAGAUUAGCAGUGAUUGAUAAAGAUAAAAAAUAUUUUGAUGAUUUUUGUAAAUAUGCAUUGGAAUACUUGUCAGAAGUGCAGUUGUACUUAGACCAGACUGAAAAACACACUAUAUAUAGUCAUAUUUUAAGUAUUAUAUGUCAUGUAAUAUGUAGGGCCAUUAAUACAACUGGUAUUGAAUCUGCAGUAAAAACGUUAGAUGAAUUAUCUAGUUGUUUCGAAAAUCUUCUGGUAGAAGACAAUGAAUGCUAUCAAUGCUUUCGACAAUUUCAGAGCUUGUGCAUGACUCUUUUAGUACCAAAGGAGAAUCUUGUCAGUGACAGUGCCAAAAAUAUACAAAAUAUUAUUAGCUGUAACUUGAACAUUGCCCAGAAGUAUGGAUAUGCAGGUCUUAAGUGGAAUGCAAUCAACAUAGGAAAAAUAGUUGAACCCAUGUUUACAUACUGGGAAAAGUGUAUGGAAACUGAUAAACAACACAUGCUUGAGCGUUUGCUUGAUACUGAUGUUUUGGUAGAACUAAUGAAUUUAUUUGUACAUAUAAAUACAGAUGAGUUUUACGUCAAGAAAACAUCGGUCAAGUGUAAUUGGUGCCUAAACAAUUUGUGUACAAUUAAGAGGGAUUUAUACAACGCUAUUGUGAUAAAAUGUAGAUGCAUUAGUGUAAUAUGUAAGUUUCCUAUGAAAACUUUGCCAGAGAAAGUAUGUGCACUUGCGAGAGAAAUUUUGAAGCAAAACGUCAAAUCGAUUAUUCAUGAAAUGAAAGAAUGUAAAUGUAAGCGCUGGUCACAAUCGUGGAAUACUUGUCGUAAUUCAAUUUAUAAUGUAGGCAUACUGUCGGAACAUGUAUAUGAGGAAAGCGUAAGUCUGUAUUCUUUUUUAUGUACCUGCAUCUUUCAACUCGAAGGAAUCGAAUCAAGCUCUAUAUAUCCUGAAAAUUCUAAAAAUCUUGAAAGUAUUAUAUCCCUUGCAUUGCACAGAUUAAGUGUUGUGCAUUACAACAAUAAUAUGUAUAGGAAAGCCAUGACUGUGUGUGCAUUGAAUGCCUUCUUAACUUGUAAUCAGUUGAACACAAAAGCUUUUCAUACAUGGACAAAUAUUAAAAAGAAUGCUCCUGUAGAAAUUGCAGAUCUUACUAUGCUGGAAUGCUUAACAAAAGAUAAAGACAAAAUAAAAAGCGAACUGGGAUUUUCAAUCAAUACUUCUAAAUAUGAUUUUACAGAGUUGUGUAUACGUGAAGCGAGAAAUUUAUUCCAAGAACAGAUCGCAUUUACAAAUAGUGUGACAGCAGUUCUAGAAAAACUUCGACAGCUACAAUCUAGUAAUCAAUAUGCACACACAGUGCAAUUAUUAGGAUAUUAUUUCUUAGGUUUUAAAUAUGACAGUUGUAUUUUGAAAUAUUAUGAGCAAACUAUAUGUGAUUUGAAGCAAAAAAGAAAUUGUAAUAAAUCAAAUUCUAUGGUAGCUGUUUUAUGCUUGGAAGCUAACUUGAGCCUUUUUACAUUUGUGGAGGAAUUGCAUGUAAUGACUAAACAAACUCACAUGGAAAUGGAAAAUACAAAAUUUGCUUUAUGUGCUCCCAAGUUACGAGAACUAGCAGAAACCAAUUCUCCAAAUGUAGUUUCUGCUUAUACUAUGAUAAACGUUAAAAAGGAUACCAAUCUUAUGUUGUGUUUACAAAAAUCAUUGAAAAAGUGGAAACAACUAUUUAAAAACUAUUUUAAAGAAAUUGUGAAGAAUUGGGAACCUAAACUCAUACUUCGUAUGCUGAUAACGGCUGGUGAAUAUGCUCGAUUAUAUCGAUAUGAGGACUGCGAAGCUGAAAUAUGGACAUUGGUAUAUAAGUUAGCAUCAGAAAUGAAUGACCAUACAAUUAUUUAUAUUACAGGUCGUUGUAUAUCAUUAAGACAAAUCAAUUAUGAUUGGAUUAUUACUGCUAAGAAGCAAGCUAUAAAGCAAAGAAAUUCUGAGGAUGAAAAUGUAAUUAGUGCUAUUGCUAUCUUUUGGAUAAGUUUAGCAGAUUUCUAUUUUGAAUGUGGAAAGUAUGAUGAUGCUAAGCAAUUACUUACCGAAGCUAGGAAUCUUUCGGGAAUUUCAUUUCUUGCUAAUAAAUCCGUGUAUCUGUUAAGUUUAGAUGUUAUCAUACGCAAUAGCAAUUUUUAUAAAGAUGAUAUGCAACACGAGGAUUAUGCUUCCUAUCUUGUGGAAAGUUUAUAUGCAGUGAGGAGCUUAAAUCAAGAUCUACUGACGCAAAAAUGGAUCAAUCAAACGACAUAUCUUUUCAGUUACGAUAUACUUUUCACUACGGCAGUUAAUUUAUCUAUAAGAAUAAAUAGUAUAUUGUCUUUUCGUGGUAUUAGUCCAGACUUAGUACGACUUUUAAAGUCGGCACAGAGUUUAAACGCGAUGUUGCGUACUGCUGAAUUAUUGAAAUCGCUGUGUUAUAUUGAUUUAUCGCGUUCAAAAUUGGAUGAUUGCGAGGUGAAGUUGCAAGAUCUCGAACACAUGUUAAACAUUGAGACAUUUCAGUUGUCGAUGGAGUCUAAACUCGUUGAAACAUUCUCAAAUAAUCUAAUGGUGACCCCUACGAAGAUAAUAGAUCCAGUCAGAAAUAUAUCGCAGAAUGGUGCUUCCCCAGUGCUCGGCAAGAAAGUCUUUGACUUGCCGAAAUUCACAUUGCAUACGAAUUGCCAUUGCUACAAGUGCGACAAUGUUUCGUACCAGUAUUUGGUGUUUACUACCACUUAUAUCAGAGCGCAACUAUAUGCCUUGCAGAAUCACACUGCGGCAGCACUAGAUCACUUCCAUGGCGCUUUUGAAAUAAGGCGGAGACUAUUCGAAGAGGAAAAAUCAGUUUUGCCUGAGAACUGGUCUCACGAUGAAAUUGGUGUGAAACGAUUUUCUUGGCAAAUCCGUUUUUACAUCACUGAUUAUAUACAGCUACUGAUCGAUUUCUGUUAUUUUCUAAAAACAAAGGCAAUGUCGAGACAAGAGGAUGCACUCGAUAUUGCCAAUUUAGCAAUGAAUAUAUGUUACAAAUAUAAAGUACACGGACAUCCUGUCUAUAUAAUGGCGAAGGAAUUAAACCUGGACAAUGAAUUCCAACCGAUAUUAGAAUCUUUAGAUUGUUCAAAGUUUACGACUUCACAGCCACAUGACAUUGAUAUAAGUGAUCAUGCAAAAAUUCCGAUUGAUCCAAGCAUUUGUGUCACGCCAGUCGCUCAAAACCAUCGUACUAGGAAACCUCUUUCACUUCAACGUAAGAAGAAUCCAAUAACUUUGAAGAUAAGUAAAGUUAAUAUGGUUUGGAGCGAUGACGAAGAUAAUGAUGGUUCAUCAUCAUCACCAGCAACAGCAGCAGCAGUAGCCACAACAGUCACGCGUUCUAAUAGAAAAACCAAGUCACGCAAAAAUUUGAUAUGAAUAAAUGAAUAAUUAUUGCACUUCGGUAUUACAAUCAAGAAACGGGACUUGGUUUACAAUAAAAUCUCUGAUUUCAAUCA